This is a messenger RNA of Nycticebus coucang (slow loris), 1788 nucleotides long. It is a transcript of the gene ABHD14B, whose product is annotated as abhydrolase domain containing 14B. Gene Ontology annotation, cellular component: cytoplasm. Bases 348 to 980 code for a protein of 210 amino acids. The record is from RefSeq and is a predicted model, not a curated record. The transcript is spliced from 4 exons. NCBI's taxonomy places the organism in Eukaryota, Metazoa, Chordata, Mammalia, Primates, Lorisidae.
GCAUUAAGGGGAUGGAGGCAGGAAGGGAGCAACAGGGAUAUGAUCCCGUAGGAACCCUCCUUCUCAAGCUACGCCAUAUCCAUGUGGGGCAGGCCGUUGGCGGUUUCGGGACCGCGCAGGGGUUGGAGAAACUGAGGCCAAUGUAGAACAAGGAGGUUUAGCGGCGCCGAAGGAGUGAGCGGCAGCUUGUGGCCACAAGAGGGCGCCCGGAAACACCGCCUAGCCCCCGCCCUGGAGCUGGACUCUUCCCUGCUUCCCUCCCAGGCCUCGGUCCACCGCCAGCCCUCGCCUCUGUUCUGCGCGGGUCCUCUUGGCUUCUCAGGCACUCCAUUAUCACGGCAGCAGGUAUGGCGGCAGGCGUGGAGCAGAGCGAGGGCACCAUCCAGGUGCAAGGCCAGAGUCUCUUCUUCCGAGAGGCACGACCGGGCAGUGGGCAGGCUCGUUUCUCUGUGCUGUUGUUGCAUGGUAACCGCUUCUCCUCCAAGACCUGGCAGAACCUGGGUACGCUGCACAGACUGGCCCAGGCUGGCUACCGGGCUGUGGCCAUUGACCUACCAGGUCUGGGGUGCUCCAAGAAAGCAGCAGCCCCUGCCCCUAUUGGGGAGCUGGUCCCUGGCAGUUUCCUGGCAGCUGUGGUAGAUUCCUUGGAGCUAGGCCCCCCGGUUGUGAUCAGCCCAUCAUUGAGUGGCAUGUACUCCCUGCCCUUCCUCACGGCCCCUGGCUCCCAGCUUCGGGGCUAUGUGCCUGUGGCCCCCAUCUGCACUGAUAAAAUCAAUGCUGCUGACUAUGCCAUUGUGAAGACUCCAGUUUUGAUUGUAUAUGGAGACCAGGACCCCAUGGGUCAAACCAGCUUCGAGCAUCUGAAGCAGCUGCCUAACCACCGGGUGCUCAUCAUGAAGGGGGCAGGGCACUCCUGUUACCUGGACAAACCUGAGGAGUGGCAUGCAGGGCUGCUAGACUUCCUGCAGGGGCUAGCAUGAGGCCCAGCCUUGCCAAUUGGGGGUGGGCUGCCUGCCUGCCUUGAGAUAUCUCUCUCUCUCUUCCCUCCGUGGGGUCUGGUUCAUCAUGCACAUGCAACAGGUGUGUGUGUCUAUAUGUCUUUUCUGCUUUUUUCUCUUGGAGUGACAGACUGAUGAGGUAAAAUCAAGAGGAAAAACUCAGGAAUCGAGGGACAUAAUUUGGUGGAGGGUAAUCCAUUAGAUGAGCUUCUCUGCUAGGUUUUCACUCCUUCCUCUGCUCUGCUCAGCCUUCCCCUCCCAAUUCCUCCUCCAACUGCCCUGCAAGUCAGUCAUUCAUCCCAUACACUUCCCAACCUCUUUUAGGCCACAGAUAUAUACAUGCACAUAGGCAUGUCUAUGUGUUUAAAAGUUGUCUAUGUUCCCAAAUAUGACCCUUCCCUUGGAAGCAACUGCAUAGGUACAUGUAAUUCUGGACUGACCUGCACAUUCUCACAUCCACCUCUAACCAUGUAGCACAUCACUGGCUGGGAAGGUGGGGCCCACAUGGGCCAGCCCUUAUAGGAGACCCUUUUGGCCGGCUUAGGUUGUGGCCAGCCCUGGAUUCUACUCAGUCACAGGUUGCAGCUGGCCGCAGCUCCGAAAUGCCCCACAGAGGAAGGGGCCACCUCUCUGCCUCUCAUUUCUUGCUUUUCUCCUUCCUGGGUGCUCCACACCUCCCCAGGUUAUUAAGCCUGGAUCUUCCCAGCCAAGCUGGUUUUCUGCUGUGAGGUUUUGGGGUGGGGGUGGGGAGACAGAGUGGAGGUCGGUGAAAUAAAGUGAUGCAAUUAGA